Molecule: messenger RNA, 592 nt
Organism: Aspergillus eucalypticola CBS 122712
Lineage: Eukaryota; Fungi; Ascomycota; Eurotiomycetes; Eurotiales; Aspergillaceae
Exons: 1
Coding region: 136-453 (105 amino acids)
Source: RefSeq, a predicted model, not a curated record
UUAAUAACUAGUGCAGCUCGCUUAACCCCAACUACUACUAGCAGUACUAGUAUAGUAAUGACCUCCCAGUAGGGAUAGGGAUACAAUAAUGGCAUGUGAUAUAUCCUAUAUUGAGGCACGUAUUCAUGGCUGAGGAUGUUACGAGUCGAAUCCAUUUCCCCCACUUACUGUACAGAAGGUUUGGCUGGGGGUGGUUCUCGUUCUAUGAUCGUAGAUCAUGGAUACGAACGAACGAACGAACGAACGGACGGACGAACAUGGAUCGGCGUCGCGUCUUGGUUUAUGACAUGUUAUGCACAUGACAUGCAGGUGAUAAUCGAUAGUGUUGCCAAUAAGCAAACUUUAGGAGGGAUGAAGUUGGAGGGCUACUGGACGUGUCUUAUUGUUGUGAUGUUUUGGGUACAAUAUGGUGGUGUGGUACUACUUGCUAUGGUGGUGGACGGGAUUUCCUAAUUAGCUAACUAUGGUGAGUUCAGUGGGUCAACGGUCCUUUGUAUGCCAUGUUUUUAGUAUACAUUUACAGGGAUGUCAAUAAUCCAAGUACAGAGUAAGAGAGCAGAAGGACUAUGCUAAAUGUCAUCCAGAUAGAUAA